Aspergillus japonicus CBS 114.51 is the source of this 3447-nucleotide messenger RNA. RefSeq names its product MCM DNA helicase complex subunit MCM4. Bases 215 to 3295 code for a protein of 1026 amino acids. Gene Ontology annotation, molecular function: ATP binding; single-stranded DNA binding; single-stranded DNA helicase activity. The record is from RefSeq and is a predicted model, not a curated record. Gene Ontology annotation, cellular component: nucleus; MCM complex. Lineage: Eukaryota; Fungi; Ascomycota; Eurotiomycetes; Eurotiales; Aspergillaceae. Gene Ontology annotation, biological process: DNA replication; mitotic DNA replication initiation; DNA strand elongation involved in DNA replication. The transcript has 5 exons.
GGAAAAGAAGCGCAGGCCAAAAGCGAAAUCAUUUUCUCCUUCCAAGUUCCGCAAAGGCCCACCUGGAAAUUGUUACUGACUCUGCCGUAGCAACCAACAUCCUCCCUCCUCCACUAUCCCGUUUUGCACUUGUCUCCAUUUUGUCCACACUUCCCCUCCCGACUGUCAGUGUUUUCAUUGAUAAAAAUCCCACUUCACAGGACCAGACAUUAUCAUGUCUUCUCCAGCGCCUAAUCGUCGCAGAGGUCGCUCGGCCAGAGAUUCGACAAUCUCCUCUCCUGCCCGCUCAACCCGCUCUACCAGAUCACAACAACAACUUCAGACCAGCAGCCCUCCUCCCAGAGAUGAUCAGUCGCAGACCACUCCCCGUGCCUCGCGGCGGGUACGGGGUGAAGGCCCCGUUCCAUCGUCGUCGCCAAUGUUCUUUCAAUCAUCUCCGAUGAAGGCAAACAGCAGCGCAGAGACGCCCGAUCUCGGUAUGGAAGAGCCUAGCUCACCUGUCCGGGCAUCUUCGACAUUUGAGGAUGUUGAAACCACGCCUCGAGGAAACGCUGCUACCAUCAGAGAUUCAUCUCCCAUCCGUUACGUCUCUAGCUCCAGCCCGACCCGUUCUCUCGGUCGUCGGGCAGAGCGGUCGGAUAUCCCCAGCAGUAGCAGCGGUCUUUUCGUAUCGUCUAGAUCAGUCACAGACGGCAAUCGUGGAGUUUCUCGUCGCAAUGACCUUCAUUCGGGCGGCUUUGGAUCGACCCCAAGUCGCCGCCGCAGAAUCUUUGUCGACGCCAAUGGUGUGCCCACCGCCGAUGCCGAGCCGCGCUCUGAUGCGACCUUCUCCAACAUUCACCCAGACACCUCCGAAGCGGAGGCUCUUGGUGGCAGCUCCACGCGUGUGAUUUGGGGAACCAACAUCUCCAUCCAAGAUUCGAUGUCCGCCUUCAAAAACUUCAUUUACAACUUCGCUACGAAAUACCGUCUCUGGGCGGAAGGUGCAUCCGAAAACGAAACUCGGGCGAUGGGCAAGGCUGCUGAAGAGAGGGAAUACAUUGCCAUGCUGAACACAAUGCGUCAACUCGGCGUCACCAAUCUCAACCUGGACGUGAAGAAUCUCAAAGCAUACCCCUCAACACUGAAGCUCUGGCACCAAUUGCACGCCUAUCCGCAGGAAAUCAUUCCUCUGAUGGAUCAAACUGUCAAGGAUGUCAUGGUUGAGCUGGCAGGUAAGGAGAUGCAGCGCCAACGGAGUAACAGCCGGCACCGUCAGAAUCAGUCAAAGGAUUUGAGCUCCGCACCUGCAGUUCCAAGCUCUGAUGCGCUCAUGAGCGAUGCUGGCCGGGCCCCACAGGCCGAAAUCCAAGACCUUGUCCAGGAAGUCGAAUCGAACUCGUACAAGGUCAUGCCUUUUGGCCUUGACUCUGCAGUGAACAUGAGAGAUCUUGACCCUGCUGACAUGGAUAAGUUGAUCAGCAUCAAGGGUCUGGUCAUCAGAACCACUCCUAUCAUCCCUGACAUGAAAGAGGCUUUCUUCCGCUGUCAGAUUUGCAACCAUAGUGUUCAGGUCGAUAUCGACCGUGGCAGGAUUGCAGAGCCUGCCGAAUGUCCCCGCCCUAUUUGCAAGGCCAAGAAUUCCAUGCAGCUUAUCCACAACCGCUGUGCCUUUGCCGACAAGCAGGUGAUCAAACUCCAAGAAACUCCCGACAGUAUCCCUGAUGGACAAACACCCCACUCUGUUUCCCUGUGCGUGUACGACGAGCUGGUCGAUGUCUGCAAAGCUGGUGACCGUGUUGAGGUUACUGGUAUCUUCCGAUGCAAUCCUGUACGCGUAAACCCUCGCCAGCGGACCCAGAAGACUCUUUUCAAGACCUAUGUGGACGUCUUGCACGUGCAAAAAAUUGAUCGCAAGAAGCUGGGUAUUGAUGCUUCCACUGUCGAACAAGAGCUUUCGGAGCAGGCUGCUGGUGACUCUGAGCAGGUGCGCAAGAUCACAGCUGAAGAGGAGGAGAAGAUCAAGCGAACUGCCACCCGGCCCGACAUCUACGAGCUGCUCUCACGCUCCCUGGCACCAAGUGUCUACGAGAUGGAUGAUGUUAAGAAGGGGAUCCUGCUCCAGAUGUUUGGAGGCACUAACAAGACUUUCGAAAAGGGAGGUAACCCUCGCUACCGUGGCGACAUCAAUGUCUUGCUCUGCGGUGAUCCCUCUACCUCCAAAUCACAGCUUCUUCGUUAUGUCCACAAGAUCGCCCCGCGCGGUGUCUAUACCAGCGGCAAAGGUUCCUCGGCUGUCGGUCUUACAGCUUAUGUGACUCGUGAUCCUGAGACUCGCCAGAUGGUCCUUGAGUCUGGUGCUUUGGUUCUCUCUGACGGCGGUAUUUGCUGCAUCGACGAGUUUGAUAAGAUGAACGAAUCGACGCGGUCAGUUCUGCACGAAGUGAUGGAGCAGCAAACCGUCUCAGUUGCCAAGGCUGGUAUCAUUACCACCCUCAAUGCCCGUACCAGUAUUCUGGCUUCGGCCAACCCAAUUGGCAGUCGCUAUAAUCCCAAUCUCCCCGUUCCCCAGAACAUCGAUUUGCCCCCUACUCUCCUUUCUCGAUUUGACCUGGUGUAUCUUGUUCUGGAUCGGACCGAUGAGCAAGAAGAUCGCCGGCUGGCCAAACACUUGGUGAACAUGUACCUGGAAGAUAAGCCGGAGAAUGCAAGCAACGAAGAAAUCUUGCCGGUUGAAUUCCUCACGGCCUACAUCACCUACGCCAAGACUCGGGUGCACCCCGUGCUCACCCCAGCUGCAGGCAAAGCGCUCUCCGACGCAUAUGUCAACAUGCGCAAAUUGGGCGACGACAUUCGGUCGGCAGACCGCCGUAUCACAGCCACCACCCGUCAACUUGAAUCGAUGAUUCGUCUCUCCGAGGCUCACGCACGUAUGCGCUUGGCGACUGAAGUAACGGCGGACGAUGUGGAGGAAGCUGUGCGUUUGAUCCGGUCGGCCAUCAAGCAAGCCGCGACGGACGCCCGCACCGGUCUCAUUGACAUGGGUCUGCUGACCGAAGGCACCAGCGCCAGCGAGAGACGCAACCGCGAGGCGAUCAAGCGUGGCGUGCUCGCCGUGGUCGAUGAGCUGGCCGGACCCACCGGCGGCGCCCGCUGGGCCGACGUCUACCGUGUUCUGAACGAGCAGAGCAGUGCCGGCGUGGAUAACGCCCAAUUCAACGAUGCUGUCCGUGCCUUGGAGACGGAGGGCACGGUCAAUGUCCUGGGCGAUGGGCCGCGGCGCAGUAUCCGACGCGUCGCCGGAGCUCUGCCCUGAGCGCCAUAUAAGGGCGACUAGUUGAUGAGAAACAUGAUGCAACGGACUAGAUAGCUUUUCGGAAAGGUGCGAUUUGUGUUAGUCGCUUGCAAUGGGAGGGUGGCGUCUGGUGUUCGUUCAUGUUCUGAGCAUGUGUAUCUAUUUCAGGGUGC